GCGCGACCGAGCGACCGACAUCAACCUUUAAUUAAUACAGUCUGUCGCAGGCACUCGUUGAUCCAACCUUGUGUACAGCAUGCUGUGUGGCCUCCGUACAAUCCAGCGAUAACCAUGGCCUCCACUGCCGGUGCAGGCGAUGCCUUUACAGAACCCACCGUCCCUCUGAUUCCUAAUUCCGCUCCCUCGCAAGCACCGCGCGCAUCAGAGCCCCACGAGCGCAUCAAUGCUCCCGACUCGCUCGCUAUAAACAGAGAUGCUUCGCUGACUCUGGGCACCGAAACCCUCGUCAUCUUGGAUGAAGCUCUCGUAGAUGCCAAAAGCGCCAAUUGCUGUAACCUACCUCUUCCUGGCAAGAAGAAAGCCACUCGCUCAAUACCCUUUUACAACAUUCUCUGGGCCGAGCUCGUGGACAGCGACCAUAUUACAAUUCAGUAUGCGCAGACGGUAUCCAACAAAUCCGUUCGCCCGGCCACCAUCAGCUACCACGUUGAUAAGCCCGACAGCCAGUUGAUACAAGCAUGGAUAGAGAAACUUCUAGAUCGCGCUUACGGAGCGUCGCAACGGCGAAAGCGGGUCAAGGUGCUCGUCAAUCCGUUUGGAGGGCAAGGCGGCGCCGUCAAGAUGUACAACAAGCAGAUUGCGCCCAUCUUUGCUGCUGCAAGAUGCGAGCUGGAUGUGGAGAAGACGACACACAACGGACAUGGUGUAGAGAUUGCACAGAACAUGGACAUUGACGCAUUCGACGUCGUAGCAUGUUGUUCUGGAGAUGGCAUACCACAUGAAGUCUGGAAUGGGCUGGCUAAAAGGCCAGAUGCUGCGAAAGCUCUGGCCAAGAUGGCUGUCGUUCAACUGCCAUGCGGUUCAGGCAAUGCCAUGAGUCUCAACUUCAACGGGACGAAUGAUCCAAGUAUAGCUGCCUUGGCCAUUGUCAAAGGCCUACGUAUGUCGCUGGAUCUCUCAUCAGUGACACAGGGCGGCCGUCGCACACUCUCUUUCCUUUCCCAGUCCCUUGGUAUCGUAGCCGAAUCCGAUCUGGGAACAGAAAACCUGCGAUGGAUGGGCAGCGCCCGCUUCACCUGGGGGAUCAUAGUGCGCCUACUCAGCAAAACAGUGUACCCCGCCGACAUCGCCGUCAAAGUCGAGUACAACAACAAAGCCGCCAUCCGCGAAGUCUACCGCGCCGAAGCCGCCAAACCGCACGGCAGCAACGAAACCCGCACCCUCCCAGCCGCCGACGCAGGUCUCCCCCCUCUCAAGUACGGCACAAACACCGACCCCUUACCUGAAGGCUGGGAACUCAUCCCCCACGACAAAAUCGGCAACUUCUAUGCCGGAAACAUUGCCUACAUGUCCGCCGACGCAAACUUCUUCCCCGGCGCCCUCCCCUGCGACGGCUGCCUCGACCUCGUCCGCAUCCGCGGCGACUUGCCCCGCGUCACAGCUAUCAAAACCCUCCUCUCGGUUGAAAACCACACCUUUUUCGACCUCGACCAUGUUGAUUACCAGAAAGUCAGCGCGUAUCGGAUUAUCCCGCGGGAUCAGAAGGAUGGGUAUAUUAGUAUUGAUGGGGAGAGAGUGCCCUUUGAGGGGUUCCAGGUUGAGGUGCACAAGGGGUUGGGGACGACGUUGAGUAAGAAUGGGCAUUUGUGUGAGGCUAAGGGGGUUUGAAGGAAUGUGGGAUUGUUCUGUGUGCGUUUUUUUUCGUCUUCUUAUCUGUCUAGCGCGCUAUCAAGAGUAUGCAGGUUGUUGAAUCCGUACAUUAACUGUCUUUUUUUCUUUUACUCUUUAAUUUCAAGGGAGCUCUCUUUUUCUUUUUCUUUUUGCAUGUAUUUCUCUUGAGAUGGAAGUUGAGAGCGAUUAAAUCUUCCUGUUAAAUGAUUCCCCCUUCUUUUCUUUUUGAUUACCAUUUCACUCAUCCUAUGUUGGUCUCUCUCUCAAGUCAACCAAUCUAUCCUCAUUAGUUCGCAAUCUCCCAUAUACCCUACCCCACAAUUCACG
Molecule: messenger RNA, 2001 nt
Organism: Bipolaris sorokiniana ND90Pr
Lineage: Eukaryota; Fungi; Ascomycota; Dothideomycetes; Pleosporales; Pleosporaceae
Exons: 3
Coding region: 115-1671 (518 amino acids)
Biological process (GO): sphingosine biosynthetic process
Cellular component (GO): membrane; cytoplasm; intracellular membrane-bounded organelle
Source: RefSeq, a predicted model, not a curated record